UCGAACUCGAAGUCCAACAAUCACCUGCCAUUCGGUUUUUUCUCCAAGGAAUUAAUAUAUUUAAUUUUUAUAAAAUAAAAUGACAUUAUACCACUUUGGAAAUUGUGUAGCACUUGUUUAUGUGCCCUAUUACCUCACCUAUAAAUAUUCUGGGCUCUCGGAAUAUGGAGCAUUUUGGAAAUGCAUACAGGCUGGAGGUAUUUACAUAUUCACGCAACUAUGUAAAAUGCUAGUGUUGGCUACCUUCUUCGAUUCCGAUACACUAAAUGGUUCUGGUGAAGGUUUCAGUUUCUUGGCGGAGUUUUUAAAAGGCAGUGUGAAUGUCGCUGACUUACUUGGCUUCGCUUUAAUACUUUCGCGCAUACCCGGCAAAGGACACAAUAAGUUAAUCACAACCGGCCUUGGGUGGGCCGCAGCAGAAGUGAUACUUUCGCGCGGAAUUAUGCUCUGGGUAGGUGCACGUGGCACCGAAUUUAGCUGGGUUUACAUACUUAAAUGUCUAGAGUCGAAUGUUUUAUUGGUGCAGCACAUUACUACCGCUACUCUAAUGUGGCUCUUCUCUCGACAUGAUCUAAACAAGACACUGAAACCAUUAGUGACAAUUCUGUUGGCGCUAACAAUCUUUAAAGGUGUUUGGCUGGAAGGUAUGCUAAGUGUGCUCACAUUUGGACCAUGGUCCACUAUUGCCGUGAAGGCGCUGAUAGCUUCCAUUAUGGGCUUUAUGUCACUGCAUGUUUACACCGGAUUAGCACAGCAAAUAGGCAUUUAAGCGAUUUCAAGGUGACCCGUUGCAAAGUAUACUAAUAAGUAGAAAUAUACUUAAAAUCUUACAAAGAAGAAAAAGAUUUUGUUCUAGCUAGAAAUUUAUAAUGUAGCUAAAAAGUUAACUACAUACCUUAGAUUAUAGGGGAAACAUUUUUGCAUAAUUAAAUGCCUUUAAAAUAUU
Anastrepha obliqua is the source of this 946-nucleotide messenger RNA. RefSeq names its product BOS complex subunit TMEM147. The record is from RefSeq and is a predicted model, not a curated record. The transcript has 4 exons. Bases 80 to 769 code for a protein of 229 amino acids. NCBI's taxonomy places the organism in Eukaryota, Metazoa, Arthropoda, Insecta, Diptera, Tephritidae.